UUCUCGGCCCCUUUUCUUUUAAAACUUUCGCACCGCCCGCGCCCCCGGAGCUGUGCGCACUGUGCGCAGCAGAGUGGAUGAGUCGGUCCCCCGCAGGCCACAGCUCAGGCUCCGGCUCGGAUCCCGCGCACAGAGCGGAGCAUGGCUCUCCUCCACUGGUCGGUUCUCUGCGGGGCUCUGCUGCUCGUGUGGGAGACCCCCCGCGUGCGGCCCCUGGCUAUCUUCCCCCCCGCUGCGCAGAAGAGCAGCAAAGUGACGAAGAUCUUCGACGGACAAGAAGCGUCCAAGUAUUUCAAGGAGUUUCACGCGCCGCCGCCGCCGUCCAUCGACAGAAACAGCAAAGCGACGAACAAAGAUUUGAUCGAGCCUCACGACUACAUGUUGUCCAUUUAUAAAACUUUCUCCACGGCGGAGAAACUGGGGCUGAACGCAAGUUUCUUUCGAUCUUCAAAGGCUGCGAACACCAUCGCGAGUUUUGUGGACAGUGGACAAGAUGACCUCCCACUCUCCCCUCUGAGGAGGCAGCAGUAUCUGUUCGAUGUCUCAACCCUUUCCGAAAAAGCAGAGGUGCUGGGAGCCGAGCUCAGGAUAUACACCAAAGUGUCUGGGAAUUUCAGGAUAUCUGAGACGGACCCUGUCGACAUCCAGCUCCUCUCCUGCCACGACCAGCAGCUGCUCGACUCCAGAACGCUGGACCUGCAGGAUUCCCACAGGCCGAAGUGGGAGGUGUUGGACGUGUGGGAGAUUUUCAAAGAGCGGCAGCACCUGAGCCGAGGGAAGCCCUUCUGUCUGGAGCUCAGGGCCAUGCUGGACAACCCCGAGAGGGAGCUGGACCUGCACCUUCUGGGCUUGCACCGACACGGCAGGCCGCAGCAGAAGAAAGCCAUCCUGGUGGUGUUCACCCGGUCGAAGAAGAGGCAGACGCUCUUCAGCGAGAGGAGGGAAGGGAAGGCGUUGCUGGGCCUGGGGAGGAAGGCCAAAGAGAGGGGCUCGGGCAUCAAGGCCAGCAGGAGGAGGAGGACGGCUGCGUCCAAAACCCGCCACGGGAAAAGACACGGAAAAAAGUCCAAAUCCAGGUGCAGCAAGAAGCCGCUGCACGUCAACUUCAGAGAUCUGGGCUGGGACGACUGGAUCAUCGCCCCGCUGGAUUACGAGGCGUAUCACUGCGAGGGAGUGUGUGACUUCCCCCUGCGCUCCCACCUGGAGCCCACCAACCACGCCAUCAUCCAGACUCUGAUGAAUUCCAUGAACCCCAGCAACAUGCCGCCCAGCUGCUGCGCCCCCUCCAAACUCAGCCCCAUCAGCAUCCUCUACAUCGACUCAGGAAACAACGUGGUCUACAAACAGUACGAGGACAUGGUGGUGGAGUCGUGUGGCUGCAGGUAGUGGAGCCGACGGGUGGUCCACCUUGACCUCCCUCUCUUGUUUGUCUGCGGGUGGUGGGAAUCGAACGGCAUCACAGUCCGUGUGGUGGCCAGGCCGCACCUGAAAGAGGCAGAACUUAACAACAUGGAGACUCAAAGAAAAACUUGUGAUGCAUUUCAAAACCAGUCACGCUUAAUACCUCAAACAUUUUGGUUUUUCUGUCUUAGGAAAUACAAAGUCGCCUUUUCAAGGAGAAACGUCUGGUCAAAUAUUUACUGGUCAGAUAAAAAUCUCAUCAAACUAAAGGAAAGAUGAGAAUAUUUUCCCCAAAAUGUUUAGAUUUCUUUAAAUAAGACACAUUCGCUGACACAAAGAAAUCUGCUCUUACAAAACUAUGCAAAGAAUUUGAACUUCUCAGCCCACAGGACUUUAGCACUACGUUUAAAUUGCUAGGACUAUGUAAAAAACACGAAUACGGACUUGGAUUGAUCAACUAGAUUCAUCAUUUAACAAUAAUUCACACGAUAUGUGGCAGAAUAUAUGAAGUAAAUACAACUAAAACCUCAUAAAUACUGUGUCUCCUUCCCUUCGCAGCAGUUUGACCGUGAGAAAAAUCCUCUAACACAUUACGUUCGAACAAAUCCAACAUUUAAGGACUGAGUUAAAUUGACAGAUUACACUUUUGCAGCCAACGUUUUGUAAUAAACUUCAGAUCAACAGCUUUUCUCCCGUAAUGGACGUCAUCGAGUGACGUCUCUGCCGAGAUUUAAAAGCCGAUUUUUACGCACCUGACGCGGCCUCGGACUCAGGGACUGUCCUGGAUCAGACCUCCGUCAGAACACUUCUCACCAGGUCACUUAUCAUCUUUUUAUUUUCUUUCUGUGGAGGAGAUACAUAAUUUUUGUCUGUAAUGCACUGAUGUUCAAAAAAGGUACCAUGUGUAAAUAUUUGAUAUGGAAGAAAAAUAAUUUAUGUUCUAUGAAUAAGUUAUUGCUUUUUUAUUGUCCGCUUUGUUCCCGUUACAACUUCCAGAUGGCAUGAGUCACACAUCUGGAUGUUCAGGUUCAGAUAAACACAUGUGGGUAAUGUUUUUGUAACCAAACGUGACAGCGAUGUUCUGCUCGCCGACUGUGAAAUAUUAGAGUCGUAUCAGUGUUGAUCACGAACAUAUAAACAGGAAAUAAUUCAUCGCCGAAGGAAAAUACCGUUGCUUUAUGUCUGGUGAAGCCGUUUCCAGGCUGUGCUGUUGUUUUAAACAUUAGAAGCACGUUUUAGCCCCUUUUCAUUUUUAUUUGUUUGUGUGUGUGUUUUUGCAUUUUGUUCUGGAAUCUGAAAAUAAUAUAUUAUACUGAUCGAUACAGAAAGACGGAUGAAUGAUUAUGUGUCAUGUUUAGAUUUGACGUGAUCGUCUCGUUGCUCUCCAGUGUCAAACAUCGGGACACGUUAUUACAGCAGAAAAGUAAAUUAGUAACAUUUUUUUACAGAGUAAAAUAAUCUUUUUAAUUGUUUAACCAAAAUAAUCUAUUCUUAUAAACUGUAUAAAAUAGAAUAAUGGAAAAAUUAAAAAUGUUUUGAGCCUUAUUUUCUUGUUUCAGUCUCAAAUUCUAUGACCCUUCAUUUGUGUUUUAUUCAUUUUACAGUUAACGAUCUAUAUAAUGUGGUGUUUGAUCUUUGUGUCAUCGUAGUAACCUCGACUCUCAACCUGUCUGAAUAUUUGUGACCUGCAGCGUCGAAAGAUAUUCGAGAACUCAACCUCAAACCAUAUUGUUCAGUUUAUAUUGUCCCAUGUGGAGAAUGUGGUUCACACGAUGCCAGAAUAAGAAAGAAGCGAGAGAGAGUAACACACGAUAUCAGUAAAUCAAGUGGUAGCAUUAAGAUCAAAGGGUUGACGUCUCUGAAGCCUCGAAUCAAUAUACGAUCAAUAACGCACGAUGUACGAUAAUCUGAUCACUUUGUGACACUAAGUAUUUUCAGUUGUAAUCUGGAUUGUAGAAUGUGGAUCACGUCUGUGUUUACGUAUCUCCUCUCACGGGACUUAACACAAGUCCUUCCUGUCUCAUGUUUCAAAAUAAGAGCCUUGUGCCUUAAGUAUUGUUUCUGUAACUAAA
This is a messenger RNA of Hippoglossus stenolepis (Pacific halibut), 3473 nucleotides long. RefSeq names its product growth differentiation factor 6b (gene gdf6b). Gene Ontology annotation, molecular function: growth factor activity; cytokine activity. The transcript is spliced from 2 exons. Gene Ontology annotation, biological process: BMP signaling pathway; SMAD protein signal transduction. Gene Ontology annotation, cellular component: extracellular region. The coding region runs from base 142 to 1386 and encodes 414 amino acids. The record is from RefSeq and is a predicted model, not a curated record. NCBI's taxonomy places the organism in Eukaryota, Metazoa, Chordata, Actinopteri, Pleuronectiformes, Pleuronectidae.